Messenger RNA from Paramisgurnus dabryanus, 6677 nucleotides. Its product is annotated as zinc finger protein 646. NCBI's taxonomy places the organism in Eukaryota, Metazoa, Chordata, Actinopteri, Cypriniformes, Cobitidae. The record is from RefSeq and is a predicted model, not a curated record.
AAAAGACGGCGGAGCCGCCCGCUGGAGACAAAAAGAGUUAAAAAUAAUGAUGGCGAGCGAUUGAACAUGCCAUUUAAUCUCUGCGCAAUCAGAAACAGCAUAAACCCCCAUCUCUGUGCAUCGUGCACGUCUAUAAUCGGCUUUCAUCUGGUGCCCACAACUGUCCAGACCCUCUCUGAACUGCUGUGACCGAGUGGAAUUGAAAGGCUGAUUGGAGAGAAUAUCUGCCACCCAGGUAAAAUGGCUGAUACUACAGAAGCAGAGAGCUGAACAUCACACAUUGCCCCCUUUUCUUCUUUGUUCGAGGAUCAUUUUAUGUGGACAUUUCCCCCUUCCAUUUCAAUUUUCUCAUCAUGGCUAUGCAUGAUAUGAAUCGUGCCAAGGGUUUCCCUUGCAAAGAAUGCGACAUCAUUUGCCCAAGUACACCUAGUCUCCUGGAGCACAUGAAAGCACACUAUCAUCAAGAAGAAAAUGGCAGAUUUGAAUGUGAACAGUGUGGACGUAUUUUUAAGCAUGCCAGUAGCUUGGCUUCUCACAAAAAAACUCACGAGAUGGGGUCCUUUCAGUGUCCGGUGUGCACCAGAACGUUGCCCAAUGCAAUGGCCCUAAAAAACCACCUCCGUGUCCACACGCUGUCUCCAAGUGCCCAAGCUGAAGAGGAGAAUGAUGACAAUGCUGAUGAAGAGAGGGAUUAUAAUUUAGCACAAGAUUUGUCUGACGCAGGUUUCAGGAGUCACAUAAACAACAGCGGAAUGAUGCCUGGCAGUGACCAUGAUAAACAGAAAUCUCCAGGAUCCGAAGAUGCCUGGGACAGACCAUUUAAGUGUGACCAAUGUGAUAGGACGUAUCGUCAUCAUGGCAGCUUGGUUAACCACAAGAAAUCUCACCAAGAAGGCACAUAUAAGUGCAAUUUCUGUUACAAACAAUUUAACAAUCUUGCUGCCCUUAAUGCUCAUGAGCGCACUCAUUCAAAGUUUAAACCCUCUGGAAUGUCCAUUGGGGCCCUUUUGCCUGAAGCCCCAUCUGACACUCGCCCUCCCGGUUCCCAGAACGAUGAUAUGGUACCCAGCUUUUGCCAUCUUUGUCAGGUGUCUUUGCCCAAUAAGAAUGACUUUCAAGAGCACAUUUUGUUACAUAAUGCUGCAUCAUCUUCACUAGGGCUGCCACGUAGUUUCCCUGGGAUAGUGCCUCAUAAUCUUAGCUCUGUUCGCUCCCCAGCAGUCAAUCCAUAUACACCUGCCCUGGGUGACCCUCUUCCGUUGCCUCCAUUACCUGACAAGCGUUAUGACCCAAUGCUAGGACCCCCUGUUACUAAUUCCAUCUAUACCUGUGCAUAUUGUGGUGCAGGACAUCCUGACAUAGAGAGCCUCAAAAUUCAUUAUCUUACUCAUGAACCACACCCCACAACACAUGCACAAGGAAGCCCUGCUAUUUUAAAUUCAGAUGCACUGGCUUCAAACUCUCAACCCUCGGUAUCCAAUGGUGAGACAAGGUCUCAAGAUCACUCUACAGCCAUGGAUGAUGGCGAACGCAGAUUCAAGUGCCAAGAGUGCGGGAAAAGCUAUCGACACGCUGGGAGUCUAGUUAAUCAUAAACGCUCCCAUCAAACUGGUCAAUAUCAGUGCACCAUUUGCUGUAAACAAUAUCCACAUUUAGCAGCCCUUCACAGUCACCUCCGCAGUCACAAGACUAGGCCAAACUCACAGUCGAUGAGCACAGAGGGAGAUUGGCUUUCCUCUGAGCCAAUGACAGGGCUAGAUUCCCAACAGGGCUUUGUACAUUCUCAAGAUCAGGAUAGUGGUGCAACAACCCCAAUAUCACUUCCUGGUAAUCUUGGUGACCCAGCUCACUUUGUCCCAGACAGUGGGCACAACAGUGGCCUGGAUUCACUAGAGUUUCAUGACCGUUUUGGUGGUGCUCUCGCUCAAAGCACUUCUAGCCACUCCCCGCUUCCCCAAAAUCAUCGUCAGGCAGGUAGCGUCAACCAGGGAGGUAUGUCAAAUGGUUUUCUCGGUAACAUGAACUACCAUAGUCCCGGUGGUGCCUCCCUGCCGUCGGGCAAUGCCAACCUUAAAGAAAGUAGUCGUCAGCGGCGUGGUCAGGACCAGAUGUCCUAUGGGGAAGCACCAGCUAAUUCCCAGAACAACAAUAAGAGAAUGGAUAACAAAGACGAUGAUGACGAUGGAGAGGUUUAUCAGUGCACAGUUUGUGGAAACCAUUAUGCUAGCCUGAGGGCACUUCGUAGCCAUUUACGAAGCCAUGGAGUUAACCAGGGUGCAGGGCCGUCCUCUGCCCUCACUCCUGUAGGUGAACAAGAGUGGAGGAGGCGACAAGAGGGCAAUACGGUCAGUCUUUUGAUCUGUAGCACCUGUGGGCAGAGCUUCAACAGAAAACAGGACUUGCUAAACCACCAGCUGGUCCACGGACCUGCACGGCCAGAUGCAUCAUCACAGGGCUUGGGUGGCACUAGCGUUAAUUCUAAUGGCAAAAUGGAUGGAAGGAACCACAUUUGCGUUGACUGUGGCAUGUUCUUUGCAGAUCGCCAUCAGCUGAUUACUCACCUGUGUCCAGGCAAGGCGAGAGCGGGGGGAUUGAACAAAGGUAUGAACGGAGCUAAAGGGAUGACUGGUGGAGCUGGUACUAGUGACAGCAGGGGCCCUGUAGACCCUCAGCAGAUGCCAGACUCUGAUGAUCGGCCUCACAGGUGCGACCAGUGUGGAAGGAGUUACAGACACCCCUGCUCACUGCUCAACCAUAAGAAAUCGCACAAGACUGGGGUCUUCCGCUGCCUUGUCUGCCAAAAACGCUACUACAACCUACUGGCUCUCAAGAACCACCAGAGGACUCAUUUUGACUUAAAGAGGCACAAGUGUGAGGAGUGCGGGAAAGCCUUUAAGAUCCAGAAGCAGUUGAUAAACCAUCUGAGGUUACACGAGGAACAUCGAGCGAAGACUGGAGAUCGUGACCAACGGGUUCAAGGCAUGUCUCAUCCCAAUGGUGCACGCUAUGAGGGAGGCCCAUCGCAGCUUCAAACUAUGAGAAUGGGCGAGCCCAAAAUUCCAAACCCUCCGGUGAACCCCAACUACGGUCAGCCACAAGGUUACAAGAAACCGUAUGCCGGAGCAAGGGCUCAGCAAGUUGACGAUGGUAGCGGUCGUCGGCCCUUUGUUUGCGAUCAGUGUGGACGCACUUAUCGUCAUGCCGGCAGUCUGGCUAAUCAUAAGAAUCUGCAUAAGAUUGGCGAGUAUCACUGUAAUGUGUGCAACUCCACGUAUCCGAAUCGUCUGGCAAUGAAGAACCACCUUCGAAUGCAUUUUGCUCUUAAGAAGUAUUCCUGCACUGACUGCGGUAGGGGCUUCAGGAACCAGAGGCAGCUUGAAACGCACACCAGCAAUCAGCUCUGCAAAGAUCUCCCAGGUCCCCUUCCCGGUCCCAGUGUUCAAACCGCCCCUCCUCCAGCCGAAUACGAGUGCGAUGGGUGCUCACAGGUCUUUACUACGACCACAGACUUGGCCUCGCAUAACUGCAGUGCCCAACUUCCCUCUUCCUCCGCCUCCCUCAACAGCUCUAACAUAAGCAUGGAGACAGGUGACCUGGGGUCUCCAGAACGCGAAGAGCGUCCUUUCACCUGUGACCUUUGUGGCUGCUCUUACAAACAUGCUAGCAGUCUCCUCAACCAUAAAAAUACACACAAAAUAGGCAACUUCAGCUGCUCAUAUUGUGACAAACCCUACUCCAACUACAUGGCCCUACGCAACCACAUGCGUAUCCAUACGCAGAAGAAGCGUCACAUCUGCUCGACCUGUGGGAAGGCUUUCCGGCUGGCCCGCUUCCUUCGGAACCACCAGAGAGUCCACGAGGAGGGCCACACUCGUUUCGGCUGCCCCACCUGCGGGAAGAGCUUUCAGGGUCGGUCUGGGCUGGCCAGGCACCGCUGCGGUGACAACCAGGUAGGCAACGAGGGCGUGAGGAAGGCCACUUCAAGCACAAGAGAGGGAGAGGAGUACCGGUUCACAUGUGACCAGUGUGGCCGUUCCUACCGGCAUGCCAGCUCACUCCUUAACCACAAAAACACCCACACUGUCGGCAUCUACCACUGCGCCGUGUGCCUCAAGACCUACUCCAACCUGCUCGCUCUCAAAAACCACCGUCGUAUUCAUUCGGAGAUUCGUCGGCAUCGCUGCCCGGAAUGUGGCAAGGCUUUCCGCGUCUCAUCCCAACUGCAGAAUCACCGCCGUGUGCACCAAAAGGAACGGGAGUUUGCCUGCACUCUGUGCCAGAGAAGCUUCCCCACCCAGGCAAGCUUCCGACUCCACUUGGAAAUGCAACAUGGCCGAGCCUCCAAGACAUCGCAACAGCCUGGGGUUUCUGAUUUGGGUUGGAACUCUGGGCUUGACCAUACGCUGAUGCAAGCCCAAGGAAUGGAUCCUAAUGGGCUCCCGAAGCUUAACCCAACACAUCACAACCCCAGUGCCAGCAGCUCAUCCGCGCCUCAACAACAGCGGUUUCGGAGUUGCAGCGAGACGGGGUGCAAGUCGCACGUUUGCGAUCAAUGCGGACGUGGUUACCGGCACGCCAGCUCGCUUUUGAAUCACAAGAACAGCCACAAGAUGGGCACCUAUUUCUGCAACUCCUGUCAGAAGGAGUUUUCCAAUUUAAUGGCACUCAAAAACCACAGACGCAUUCAUACAGAACCAAAAAGGUACCAGUGCCCAGACUGCGGCAAGGCUUUCCGCGUCUCCACCCAGCUCAUCUGCCACCGCCGCAUUCACACCAAAGAGAAGCCGUUUUCAUGUCAACAGUGUGAUAAACGCUUCUCCAGCAAGUCCAACUUAAGACACCAUCAGAAGGUCCAUUGGAACAGUUCGGCACCUUCUACCACCCAAACCAACUUUUUGAGUAUGCCCUCUGGGCCUUUUCUAUAAGUUAUGGCCGAUGUUUGGGAGUUUGUCAUUGAGGUUCAUGCCAAGGUUUUUGGAGGUGCCAAAACCCUGAUUCCCUUUCACUCAUCUUCAUCUCUAGUCACGAGGGGUGGCUGCUGUUUAUGUUCCCUGCAUGUCCCCCAAAACAUUGGAUUAUUCAGUGAACUCCGUGUGACUGUUAGUUUUAUGUCAUAGUGACAUAUUUUCCCACCUUUAUCCUAAACGCCACAGGUGACCUUAUUUACAUUUUCAUAGUUCCCUUUUGAGGGUGGGGGGGACAUUGAGGCCCACUGCCUUCAUUUUCUGAUACCAGCCUUUUAAAGUAUUUGGCGUCUUGUUUUAAAUGACUUUUAGAUGAGGCAUUUAUAUUGGUAUGAUGUAUAAAAUGGCAGAUUUCCUUCCAGACUAUUGUUAGUUCAGUAUUGGUUUAAAGAUGUUACAGGAAAAUUCUAGUAGGUUCAACAUCUACACACACAUCUCCCCCUGUAAAAUCAUCCUUAUUAUAAUCAUACAUUUCAUGCCAUGCCCAGCCGCCCCAUCGACAACAAUUAUCAGUCGUAGAUGAUAUAUGAAAAAAAAACAUGAAUCCCAAAAGCUAGAAAUAACUAUGUUAAGCGGUGUAUAGAGAAGUCAACACGUUUCGGUGUUGUGUAAGAUUGUACGCAUUUUUCCCCUUUAUUUUUUUUACGUUAUUUUCUUAAUCGUGUGUUUCUUGCAGCACGAAGAUGAGCUUCAAACCUUAUUAUUCAGCAGACGACAGCAUUGCGCUUAAUGGGUUCGCUUCUUUGCGGCAUCGUUAGUUUGAUCCCUCUCUUCAUUUCAUGAUGUUGCUCAGAACCCACAAUAUAAAUCUGCAACUAACUAGCUAGUGUAUAGAAGUGGAUAGGUUGUGCUAUGAAAAUAAUGGGAAAAAAGGGGGGAAAAUGUAUAUUGCUUGUAAUGGCAUUUGGUUUUACCUUGUAUUGUAUUGUACCUCUGACUGUAUUAUUUACAGGAAAACUUUUAUAAAAGAUCACUGUAGUAUGCAUUUUAUUUAUAUUAUUAACACUUGUAACUGAAAACGCUAGUUUUAGAACUUCGCAGUUUUAGGAUUUAUCGUUCCAAACGGUUUUGUUCCGACCCUUCCGUUCUCCAGAGGCACAGUCGGGAACGGGAGAACUUCUAAAGAACACUUUUAUAGUGACUGUAAUCUCCUUUUCAUUGCCAUUAUUUGUUAUGCUUUUGAAAGAACAUUUCUGUCCCUUGUGCAAUAAACAGGGAACUGUAAUAAUGUGUGUUUUGAUUGCAGUACAACGAGUGUAAACAUAUCAUCGCCUUUCUCACGUGAUGGCUUCACGCUCAUGUUUAGAUUGGAUGUGCCUGUUUCACUCUGUAAGCUCACAUGUUAAGGAAUUAUUUUGUGAUCGUUACAAUCAGCAAGGCAAUCAUAUUUUACUUAAGUUACACCGUUAUGGUAACCCAUGUAUUUAUUAGUAUUUUUUAUUUUCUUUUUUAUUUAAUUGCAUUUUAACUGUUUUGAACCUCUAAUACUUGGGAGCACUGGUGCUAAGUCAUUUAUUUUGAGUGAACAUGAAGUUGUAUGCGGUAUGAUCGUCGCACGGAAAGGUUAUAUAUAUAUAUAUAUAUAUUUAUGUACCUGUACCAUUGCAAGUUCUCACAAUUGGCUAAAUACAAAAAAAAUCUUUCCUGGUGCACAGUUGCUACUUUGUCAAGGAUUGACUUUGAUCGAUUCCAAAAAAUAAAUGCUAAAAGUUU